Rotaria sordida is the source of this 1653-nucleotide messenger RNA. NCBI's taxonomy places the organism in Eukaryota, Metazoa, Rotifera, Eurotatoria, Philodinida, Philodinidae. The record is from the annotation of a GenBank genome assembly.
AUGGAUAAAAUUAACUCAAAUCAGUUAAAUAUUAAUGAUAAUGUAGCGUCAAUCGACCCAGAAGAAGAACAUUCAUCAUCAUCAUCAUCAUCGUCAUCUUUAUUUGUUCGUCAACAAUCUUUAAACAAUGGUCAACAAGAAAAAACACGUCAUUAUCAACUAAAAGCACCAUUAUGUGUAUCACAACGAUAUGAAGAAGAAUUUUUUGAUCAUUUUCAUAUGAAUUAUUUUGGUGAACUUGAACGUGAAGGUUUAUUUUUAGCUUCGAUUCGAUCUAUUCAAACAAAAUCAAAUGAACUAUAUAGAAAACAAUCAUCUCGUUAUUCAACGACAAAUGAUGAUGAAAAUCAACAUUUACUUCGAGCCAUUAUUCGUACACAAGAUAACAAUUAUGAUAUAUCAGGGAUAAUAAAUGUCAAAAAUGAAGAAAAUAUUGUACAAUUUCUAUUAGACAAGACUGAAUUGUCAUCUAUUCGUCAUGUUGAGCUUAUUCACGAUAUCAACGCAAAUGGAAAAAUUCUUGAUUUUGAUAAAUAUAAUGAUGAACAACUUUCAACUAAAGUUGGUAUUGUUUAUCAACAUUUAAAUCAAUCAAAUGAAAUUGAAAUAUUAAGUAAUAAUCAAAUGUCGAUUGAAAUGGAAAAUUUUCUAAAUUUAAUUGGUGAAUGUGUUGAAUUAAAAAAUUUUAAUAAAUAUCGUGGUGAUCUUGAUAUAAAAACAGAUCAACAUGGAACUCAUUCUUAUUUUACUAUGUAUCAAAAUCAUGAAAUUAUGUUUAAUGUAGCACCAAUGAUUCCAUCAAAUAAAAAUGAUCUAGAAUUUAUUCGAAGAAAAAGUUUAAUUGCUAAUGCAUUAAUAUGUAUUGUUUUUCAAGAUAGAAGUGAACUUUUAUUUCAACCCGAUAUUUUUCUUGGAAAAGUAACACAAGCCUAUAUUAUAAUACAACCGAUUCAAAUUAAAUCUGAUCUUUAUUACAAAAUUGAAAUUUGGCGUCGUCCUGAUAUUGAUCCAAUAGUUGAUCCAUCUGGUGGUAUUUUUAAACAUGACAAAUCAUUUCGAGAUUAUUUUCUUACAUUAAUUUUAAAUACAAUGAAUAUUAUUUUAAAAAAAGAUUUUUUUCACAAACGUAUUAUUGAACAAAGAUCUCGUUUGAAGAAUGAAUAUCUUAUAAAACUUUCUCAAAUAUUUUAUUCCUAUUCUAAAUAUAAUUUAUCAACGUUAUAUAACAAUAAUGAUAAUAUACCUAUUGAAAAUUCAAAUAUAAAAGACAACGUAACACCUAAAUACCAUCAUCUUCCUAUUAUAACGAAAAUAAUCGAAAGAUUAAAUACUAAUAAUAAUCAAUCAAAACGACGUGUUUCAUAUGCAGCAGGGAUGGAAAAAAUAAGUCUAUCAGACAGUGAAAUGUCUUCAUCAAUAACAAAACAAAAUCCUUUGACACCAUUCAAUAACAAAAUAAAACGCAUUUCAUCUAUGAAAUCAAAUGUUAUACGUCCACACUCGACAAAGAAAGUCGAAUCUCCAUUAUUACCAUUCAAUCGUGUUAUUCGUCAACAAGAAGAAGAUUCAAAAUCAAAAGAAUCAUCAACAGAAGCAAUUUCAUCAUUGAUUACAAAUAUAGUACAUACUGUUGGACCGAAUCCUGAAAUGUAA